Molecule: messenger RNA, 2261 nt
Organism: Fundulus heteroclitus (mummichog)
Lineage: Eukaryota; Metazoa; Chordata; Actinopteri; Cyprinodontiformes; Fundulidae
Product: alanine aminotransferase 1
Exons: 10
Coding region: 209-1696 (495 amino acids)
Biological process (GO): biosynthetic process
Molecular function (GO): L-alanine:2-oxoglutarate transaminase activity; pyridoxal phosphate binding
Source: RefSeq, a predicted model, not a curated record
UGAUUAAAAUGCUGUGGUGGGAACUUAAGAGAGAGCUGGGUUGAAAGUAAUGUCAACAAACCUUAAGAAACUGAGGAACACUGUUAAGAGAAUGGGCCGAAAACUAUCCCCAAACAGUUUGUCAGUCUAAUCUUUGCUCACGAUUACAAUACAAGUGAAACAUUAAAUAUGCCUUUAAGGGAGUGUUGGGAUUAUUACUUUAAAGAAGAUGUAUUUUGUUCACGGAUGGAUGCUAUCCUUUGCUGCAUUAAAAUGUGAUUUCCUACAGGGGGCGCUGAAACUCUCCAAGAAGGUGAUUGACAUCAGUUCAGGUGAUCCCCAGGGAGCAGGAAUGAAACCCAUCACAUUUGUUCGCCAGGUCAUGGCGGUGUGUUUGUGUCCUGAACUGCUGAGAGAAGAAAGUCUUCCUCUGGACGUCAGGCUAAGAGCUCUAAGGUUCCUCAAGGCUUGUGAUGGUGAAAGUCUUGGCUCCUACACUGCCUCAUCUGGACUGCCUCACGUCAGAAAAACCAUUGCCGAGUUCAUCACGAAACGAGAUGGAGGUGUUCCCGCGUACGCUGGCAACAUUUUUAUCUCCUCUGGGGCUCAGAGAGCGCUGAUGGUGAUUAUAAAGCUGCUGUCCGGAGGGGAGGGACAUCCACAGACAGGCGUGUUGGUCCCUCAGCCCUGCCCUCACACACUCCUCCCUCUGCUGGACGAGGCCGGGGUGAUGGCGGUGCCUUACCGGCUGACAGAGGACAAACACUGGGCUGUUGACCUGAGCGAGUUGCACCGAGCUCUAACGACCUCCAGAGGGCGCUGUGAGCUCAGAGCAAUUUACAUCUGCAACCCAGGAAACCCCACAGGACAUUUGCUGGACAGGAAGUCAAUAGAGGAGGUGAUUGAGUUUGCAGCAGCUGAGAGACUCCUGCUGCUGGUUGAUGAGGUCUACCAGGACAGCGUUUAUGCACCAAACAGAGAGUUUAUUUCGUAUAAGAAGGUUCUGUUUGAGAUGGACAAACAUCUGAGAGACACUGUGGAGCUGGUGUCCUUCCACUCUGUAUCCUGCGCUUGUGCAGCAGAGUGUGGCCUCAGAGCAGGAUACAUGGAGGUGGUCAACAUGGACUCGGGGGUGAUGCAUUUUGUUGACACCAUGCUCUGCACCGACAUCAAUGCCCCAGUCACAGGACAGCUGGCACUGGAUCUCAUGCUCAGCCCACCCAAACCGGGUGACCCUUCCUACGACACAUUUGCUCAGGAGACUCACCUGACUCAAGCCACCCUGGCCCAAAAUGCUCAGCGGGCUCUGAAGCUGCUGAAUGAUCUACCAGGAAUCAGCUGCCAGCCGGCGAUGGGGGGAAUCUACCUCUACCCACAUUUGGAUCUACCAGCUGAGAUCCAGGAGCAAGCCAAGAUGCUGGGACUGGAAGCAGAUGUGCUGUACUGCCAGAUGUUACUGCAGCAGGAGGGGUUGAUCAUAGGUGAUGGACAACACGGUGGAACGAAUGGCAGCGAUCAUCUCAGAUUAUGUGUUCUGGUUCCGCCUGACACCCUGGAGGAGGUUCUGUCUCGCCUCUCUUCCUUCCACCUUCGCCUCGCUGGCAAAGAGGCUAACAGAAGGGUGGAGGACAAAGACGAGACGAAACCUGCUGUCACCAGUGGAUUAAUUAGGCCAAAGCUACAUCUGAGAGGCCAAAGAACUGGGUUUAAAUGCUAAUUUUAUUUCCACUUGCCCCAGACUUUCUAGAGCAACGUCAGAAGCAGCUUUUAUUGAAGCAGGAAUGUAAUUGCCUAGUAUGACUGCUGACUUCUGAGUUUUUGUAUGUCUGGACGGUUCGGCAGCAGAGAGCCAGUUCAGCUGGCUAGCCAAUAAUAUUGUAAGGACCCAAUCUUGAUGUUUUAUUCUGUCUAUGUUAUGCUAAUCUAUAAUGCCUAUGGUUUAGAUGUAAGAAUAAAAACGUAAGGCCCUGAUCAUUAAGACAAACAAAUUAUGUAACUUAACACAGACUAAAGCCUUUUUUCUGUUAUGAUUUUUUUCACCUCCAGCUAAUAAUUACUCAACGUUUAAGAUUAAAAUAUCUCAUCAACCAAUAAAAAAAUACAAAUAAAUUUCAUGCAGACAUGGAGUCUAAUGAAAAUGUGUUAUAUAGCAGCUUAAAGGUAGUUUUAGUCUGACAAACAAUUCUCUUAGAAAUGCAUAUUCUAAUUUAUUGAAUAUGAAUGUAUGUUUUGCUGCGAUAGGCAGGCGACCUGUCCAGGGUGUACCCCGCCUCUCGCCCAUU